AAAAAAAAACGGAAAAAACAUUUAACAAUCGUUACAAAAAAAUAUAUACAGACUUAUUUAGAAUCGGUAAUCAAGCCCUAAAAGGAAGCUCUGAUUCUAAUCAAACCCUAAGGAAAGCUUCACCACCUCCCUUGGUUGUUCUCACUCUCUUUCUCUACGACGCCGCGCGCUCUCUCUAGAAUUCUCGAUUGAUUCCUCUCCGAGAUAAGAAAAUAUCUUGACCUGGAUUUUGAUUUAUUCGGAAGAAUUUUUGAAACCGACUCUGUAAUUUGUCAAUGGGUCGGAAGAAGCCGAGUACUCGUGGUGGAGAAGAUGAGCAGCCACCCGCUGCUGCGUCAUCUCUCGUUGGUGCUACUAAAUCUAAGAAGAAGGCUGUUAAAAUCGAUGACGAUGAGUACUCCAUAGGUACUGAGCUCUCUGAGGAGCCUAGAGUUGAGGAAGAAGAUAAGGUUGUUGUUAUCACUGGGAAGAAGAAGGGUAAGAAAGGUAAUAAGAAGCAGCAGGACGACGACGAUGAGUUUCCUGUUGCCGAGGAAGACGAUGUUCCUGAGAUUGCUGCUUUUGUAGGGAAGAAGAAGUCCAAAGGUAAGAAGGGUGGUGGCGGCGCUGUUAGCUUUGCUUUGCUUGAUGAUGAAGAUGAUAAGGAGGAUAAUGAUUCUGAUGGUGACAAAGAUGAUGAGCCAGUUAUAAGUUUUACUGGUAAGAAAAAGAAAUCCUCCAAAUCUUCUAAGACGACCACUAAUUCAUUUAGCGCCGCUUUGCUUGAUGAAAACGAAGACGAAGAAGAGACAGUGGAAGACGAAGAGAGCCCUGAAAUCACGUUUUCAGGUAAGAAGAAAUCUUCUAAAAAGAAGGGCAGCAGUGUUUUACCCUCACUAGGUGAUGACUCAGUUGCAGACGAAACUAGCCAAGCUAAAACUUCUAAUACUAAGAGUGUGGAGGUUGUUGAAACUGGAAAGAGUAAGAAAAAGAAGAAGAAUAGUAAGAGUGGAAGGACAGUACAGGAAGAGGAUGAUUUGGACAAACUUCUUGCAGAACUUGGAGAAGCCCCUGCUGCUUCAUCCAAAGAAGAGAAAGUUCAAGCUCAGCCUGAGCCAGUUGCACCGGUAGAUAAUGCUGCUGAGAAGGAAGGAGAAGAAGAGACUGUUGAGAGUGCUGCAGCAAAGAAAAAGAAAAAGAAGAAGGAGAAAGAGAAGGAAAAAAAAGCCGCAGCUGCUGCCGCAGCAACCUCUUCUGUAGAGGCUAAGGAGGAAAGACCAGAAGAAUCAAUAACUGAGGAACAACAGCCGAAGAAGAAGGAUGCAAAGGGUAAAGCAGCAGAGAAGAAAAUUCCCAAACAUGUUAGAGAGAUGCAAGAGGCUCUUGCACGGCGGCAAGAAGCCGAAGAGCGAAAAAAGAAGGAAGAAGAAGAAAAAUUGAGAAAGGAGGAAGAGGAGCGCCGCAAGCAGGAAGAGCUUGAGGCGAAAGCUGAGGAGGCUAAGCGUAAGAGAAAGGAAAAGGAAAAGGAGAAACUGUUGAGGAAGAAGCAAGAGGGCAAGCUUCUAACUGCAAAGCAAAAGACUGAAGCUCAGAAGAGGGAGGCUUUUAAGAAUCAGCUCCUGGCUGCUGGUGGAGGUCUUCCUGUUGCAGAUAAUGAUGGUGAGGCUACUUCUUCAAAGCGUCCCAUUUAUGCCAACAAAAAAAAAUCAUCUCGGCAGAAAGGCAAUGACACUUCUAUUCACGUGGAAGAUGAGGUAGAACCAAAAGGGAAUCAUGCAGGUGAACCAGAUCCUUUAUGUGAAGUGGGUUCAGCAGACACUGAAAAGGUUGAUUUAAUAGAGUCAGCAAACACAGACGAGAAAUCAGAACCUGCUGAUGUAGCUCAGGAGAAUGAUAAUGGGGUUGAGGAAGAUGAUGAAGAAGAUGAGUGGGAUGCAAAAAGCUGGGAUACUGUUGAUCUUAACCUCAAAGGUGAUUUUGAUGAUGAAGAUGAAGAAGCCCAGCCUGUGGUUAAGAAAGAAUUAAAGGAUGCUGUAUCUAAGGCACAUGAUUCAGACCCUGAAACUGAAAAACCAAUGGAUUGCAUCAGAGGAACAAAUGUACAGGAAGGCGAGGCUGGAGGUAUUACUCAGCAGAUUGGUGCAACAUAUUUCCCUGCGGAAAACAUCCGAGAGAGGACCAGGGAACUGAAAGCUGAUGCAAGACUCAAAGUGCCAGGUCUAUUGGUUAUUGAUACACCUGGCCACGAGUCCUUCACGAAUCUGCGGUCAAGAGGUUCAAGUUUGUGUGACCUUGCAAUUUUGGUGGUUGAUAUAAAGUCUGGGUUAGAGCCACAGACCAUAGAAUCGCUAAAUCUUUUGAGAAUGAGGAAUACAGAGUUCAUUAUUGCAUUGAAUAAGGUGGAUAGGCUAUAUGGAUGGCAAAAAUGCAAGAAUGCUCCCAUCGUGAAAUCAAUGAAGCAACAACCUAAAGAUGUUAUAUAUGAAUUUAACGAGGAACUGAAAAAGGUUAAAAACCAGUUCCAGGAGCAAGGACUCAACACUGAGCUUUAUUACAAGAAUAAAGAAAUGGGAGAAACUUACAGUAUUGUUCCUACUAGUGCUCUUAGUGGGGAAGGGAUCCCAGAUCUCUUGCUGUUGUUGGUUCAAUGGGCUCAGAAAACAAUGGUUGAGAGACUUACAUAUAUCGACGAAGUGCAGUGUACUGUCCUGGAGGUCAAAGUUAUUGAAGGCCAUGGAACAACGAUUGAUGUUGUGUUGGUAAAUGGUGAACUCCAUGAAGGUGAUAAAAUCGUCGUUUGUGGGCUACAGGGACCUAUUGUCACAACGAUUAGAGCAUUACUGACUCCUCAUCCAAUGAAGGAGUUACGGGUGAAGGGUACUUAUCUGCAUUACAAAGAAAUAAAGGCUGCACAGGGUAUCAAGAUUACUGCCCAGGGCCUUGAACACGCAAUUGCUGGUACUGCCCUGCAUGUGGUUGGACCUGAUGAUGACAUCGAGGCAAUUAAGGAGUCUGCUAUGGAAGAUAUGGAGUCAGUUUUGAGUAGGAUUGACAUAGGUGGUGAAGGAGUCUAUGUCCAAGCGUCUACAUUAGGGUCAUUAGAAGCAUUGCUUGAGUACCUGAAGUCCCCAGCUGUAAAGAUACCAGUCAGUGGUAUUGGCAUUGGGCCUGUGCAUAAGAAGGAUAUAAUGAAGGCGGGAGUUAUGCUGGAGAGGAAAAAGGAAUAUGCUACGAUUUUGGCUUUUGACGUUAAAGUGACUACAGAGGCUAGUGAGCUUGCUGAGGAUAUGGGAGUUAAAAUUUUCUGCGCUGAUAUCAUCUAUCAUCUAUUCGAUCUAUAUAAGGCUUACAUUGAGAAAAUCAAAGAGGAGAAAAAGAAGGAAUCAGCCGAGGAAGCAGUCUUCCCUUGUGUCCUUCAGAUUUUACCUAACUGUGUGUUCAAUAAGAAAGACCCAAUAGUCCUUGGAGUUGAUGUCGUCGAGGGUAUACUUAAGAUUGGGACCCCCAUUUGUGUCCCAGGCAGAGAGUUCAUAGAUAUUGGCCGCAUUGCAUCUAUUGAGAACAACCACAAGCCUGUUGACUAUGCAAGGAAGGGCAACAAGGUGGCGAUAAAGAUUGUUGGUUCGAAUGCGGAAGAGCAGAAGAUGUUUGGAAGGCACUUUGACAUGGAAGAUGAACUUGUGAGUCACAUUUCGAGGAGAUCUAUUGACAUACUCAAAAAGGAUUACCGGGAUGAAUUAGAGUUUGAUGAGUGGAAGUUAGUUGUGAAACUGAAGAACAUCUUCAAGAUACAGUAGAUUCCCUGAGCUUCAAACACUCACACGCCUUGUUAUGCCGUGUCUGCGUCGAUGCAGAAGAAACAAAUUCAUCUGCCUGCUUCUAACCGAAGCAUUCACAGAAGAUAGAGAUUAAAGAGAGACAAAAGCGUGUUUUGUUUUUGCUUUUUUUUUUUCUUUUUCUUUUUAGGUCCUUCUCCCUGAGAAAGUGCUGAAUAAUUGGUUCAUCAACCUUCAUGCUGGCAAAAUUGCAGGGAAAGAAAAGCCUUUUGAGUCUUUGAGAUAUACAAAUAUCAUCAUCCUUAUAUGCCUUUUUGACUUCUUUCCAUUUUUGUUGACUAAGGAAAAGUAAUCCAAUAAAAACAUUUGUGUCUAA
Messenger RNA from Camelina sativa (false flax), 4131 nucleotides. NCBI's taxonomy places the organism in Eukaryota, Viridiplantae, Streptophyta, Magnoliopsida, Brassicales, Brassicaceae. The record is from RefSeq and is a predicted model, not a curated record.